Molecule: messenger RNA, 1694 nt
Organism: Camelina sativa (false flax)
Lineage: Eukaryota; Viridiplantae; Streptophyta; Magnoliopsida; Brassicales; Brassicaceae
Product: putative F-box protein At3g44060
Molecular function (GO): protein binding
Source: RefSeq, a predicted model, not a curated record
UUCCUUUUCUGACUAUUCCCACUAAAGAAAAACCCUACCGAAAGCAAAACCCAUAUAAACAACCUAAAGUUGACCUAGCAGGAGACCAAAACAAAUAAAAUGAUCCACCAAAUUUGUGACGUGAUCACGUGAAUAAGAAGUUUGCUGAUCGUUUGUCUUUUGUAAAUUCCUUUAUUUUGUUCAGUUUAAUGAAUGAUUUUUCUAUCUACCUCUUGGAGAGAAGGCGUGAAAGUUGAACCUUUUAGGGUUUAGAUUGAACUCUUCACUUUUUUUUUCUUUUUCAUGUUUCAGGAACCACUAGGGAUGAGGUCUGUCUCUAUGGAUUGCGUGGCUUCAAUGGAUUGUCUUCCAGAUGAUCUUCUUGUCCAAAUCUUGUCUUUUCUUCCUACGAAACAAGCUGUUUCAACCUCUCUUCUCUCCAAGAGGUGGAGGACUCUGUUUGCUUUCAGUCCUAAUCUUGACUUUGACAAUCCCAUCCUCAAGCACUCGGAAGAUAUCCGAAAGAGUUUUAAUGAUUUUGUGGACAGUUCAUUGGUUUUCCAAGGUGAUAACCAUAUAAAGAAGUUCUCACUGAAAAAUACUGGAAGCUGGUAUAUGGAACAUGACGUUAAACGCUGGAUACGUAGUGCCCUGGAACACGGUGUCUCUGAGCUUCACUUACAGAUAGAAGGAUCUCACCUUCAGAUAGGAUAUAUAAGAAAAUGGCAAUAUUUUCCAUUCGAAGUCUUCACCAGCACAACACUGGUUGACCUGUCAUUGGGAAUAAAACAGGACAUCCAGAAGUUUUCUCCACAUGCAUAUCUCCCAGCACUAAAGGUACUCGUCCUUGAUUCAAUCUGGUUUCACGAUGGUCAAUUAUUUAACGAGUUUCUCGCUGCUUGCCCUGCACUUGAAGACUUAACCAUACGUUAUAAAGAAUUUCAAGGACAUUCGUACAUCAUAUCCAGCAAAAGCAUUAAGAAACUCUCAGUUACCAUUAACUGCAGUUAUUAUGCUGAUCUUUCUAGCACUAUUAUACUUGACACACCGAAUGUUUUUGACCUCUACUACUAUGGUUUUCCUCGGUGUAAAGCUCCACAUUGUAAUUUAAAUUCACUUGCCAAAGCUACGUUGGACCUUCAUUUCUUAAAAGAUCACAGUCAACAUCGCCAGAUGCAAAAUGAGGCGGAUGUGAAAGAUCUCAUCAGUGAGAUACGCAACGUCAAGACCCUUCACUUGAAUUCUUCCGCUGUCGAGGUGAUUUUGGUUUGCUGCAAAGGUGGACUACCCGUGUUCAAAAACCUCGUUAAAUUAGUAUUAUCGAGUAAAAAAAAAGGUUGGAGAAUGUUUCUGCCACUUCUGCUAGAGCGUUCUCCAAAGCUGAAAACCUUGGUUCUUUCGGAUCUCCAUCGUUACACAUUUAGACGAACAAAACUCUGUGUAGGGGUUCAAAUUCCCUCGAACAACAAAAUAAAGAUGCUGAGUGUCCUGCAAUAUCAAGGAAGCGCAAACGAGCUAAAACACAUUAACCAUUUCUUACUGAAAAUGGAGUGUCUUGAAAUGGUAAAAGUCUAUGUUGCAGCUGAGAUGGAUGACCUCAAAAAGAUGCAACUCACAGAUGAUCUGUUUAUUGAAUCAAACACAAGAAUAACGAAUAACUCUCGUUUAUUACUUUAGAAACUUCUCAAAACUAAAGCAAUCUUAAUCUCUCUAAU